Closterium sp. NIES-67 is the source of this 857-nucleotide messenger RNA. Lineage: Eukaryota; Viridiplantae; Streptophyta; Zygnematophyceae; Desmidiales; Closteriaceae. The record is from the annotation of a GenBank genome assembly.
GACUGCUGUAGGAGUGCGCUGGAGGCAUCAACGCUCCACCCUCCACUCCUGCAUGUCGUCCAUCCUCCGAGCCUCCUCACCGGACUAAACCGAGCCAUCCAUCCAGCCUCGUCACGCCGCUCGCGGCAGUCAGCCGCGACGGCGUGGAGCCGCCCCGCCACCCGUGCGUCGGCCUGUCGUCGCAUGGCCCGUCAAAGCCGCUUCCUUUUGACCUUCGCUCUGCGCGAGAGCGUUAGCGGCACCUCGCUGGUCUGCUUGUCGCAGGGCUGGCCGUCGCAGCGUGGCGAUCGACCGCAAUGGCGAGCGAACGGAGGCGGGCAGGCGGGAAAGCGCCGGGAGCGAGGGAGUUCGACGCAGACGGCGAGGGGCUCAUUCCAUGGCGGACGUUGCUGCUCGUGGCGGGAGCGGCGGUUGCUGGCGCGGCAGUGGUGGUGGCCGCACGGCCCAUGGCUCCCCACUUGAAACACACCGUCACGGGCGUCGCUACAUUUCUGCAGGCGGCGCGUCUGAUCGGGGCUGCGCGCGAGGCGGUCGAGGAAACGCGCAGAGGGGCGGAAGCGCAUUGGCGUGCUUUCUGCGAGAAGGCGAGGGGGAGAUUGCGGGCUGGCGCGGAGCGAGGGACGCAGCUGUUGGGGAGCGGGCAGCAGCGAGCGACGGGAGACAUAACAGGGGAUGAUGUGACGCAUCCGACGGCGGGGAUGGCUUGGGAGGUUGUGCGGUGGUAGGAGCCGAGUCUGCUGGAUGGCCUCGCGUGGAGGAACUUCAGGGUGUGGUGAUGGCGGGUGCUUGUAACUUGUAACCGCAGGUUAGAACUAAGGAAUAUACAUACGAUACAUGUACGGGCAGAUGGGAGACGU